ACCCCGCCCAAGAGCCCCAAGAAGCAGCCCGAGGCCAAGAGCCCCGCCAAGAGCCUUAACACGCAGAAGACGAACACCAGCCCCGUCAAGAGCGUUUGCAAGCGGCCCGCGGCCGAGAGCCCCGCCAAGAGCCCGGACAAGCAAUCCGCGAUCAAGAGCCCCGCCAAGAGCCCUGACAAGCAGCCUGUGGACAAGAGCCCUGCCAAGCAGCCCGUGGGCAAGAGCCCUGCCGAGAGUCCUGGCAAGCAGUCCGUGUCCAAGAGCACCGCCAAGAGUCCCGGCAAGCAGUCCGUGUCCAAGAGCCCCGCCAGGAGCCCUGGCAAGCAAUCCGCGUCCAAGAGCCCCGCCAAGAAGCCGAGCGCGUCCCGUAAGCGAGCGGCCAAGGACAUUCCGAAGGGGAAGGCAAAGGCCAAAGCCGCAUCUGUCAUGAGGAAGCGCCCGUCCUGCCAGAGCGCGAGCGUUGGCAAGCAGGCCAAGACGGAGGAUUACUCUAGCUGGUUCAAUAGUUCGAUUGAUGACUUCUGA
Molecule: messenger RNA, 525 nt
Organism: Prorocentrum cordatum
Lineage: Eukaryota; Dinophyceae; Prorocentrales; Prorocentraceae
Source: the annotation of a GenBank genome assembly